CACUUUGCAAGCGCCAGGUUCCGGUCGCGCACGGGUCGAGGCACGGGGUGUGAGCCGCGCGGGCCGCCGUAGUCAGCUGCUGCGAGCAGGAAGUGUCCGAGGAGCGGGCGGAGACUGCACCAUGGCCCCGGACCCCUGGUUCUCCACGUACGAUUCCACUUGCCAAAUUGCACAAGAGAUAGCGGAGAAAAUUCAACAACGAAAUCAGUAUGAAAGAAAUGGUGAAAAUACAACCAAGCUUACCGUGACAAUCAGAGCUUUGUUGCAGAAACUGAAGGAAAAGAUCGCCCUUUUGAAGGACUUAUUGCUAAGAGCUGUGUCAACACAUCAGAUAACACAGCUCGAAGGAGACCGAAGACAGAACCUAUUGGAUGACCUUGUAACUCGCGAGAGACUACUUCUGGCAUCCUUUAAGAACGAGGGUGCAGAGCCAGAGCUCAUCAGGUCCAGCCUGAUGACUGGAGGGGCUAAGCGAGGAGUCCCCAACCCUUGGCUUUUCGAGGAGCCUGAGGAGACCAGAGGCUUGGGUUUUGAUGAAAUCCGGCAACAGCAGCAGCAAAUUAUCCAAGAACAGGACGCAGGCCUUGACGCCCUUUCCUCGAUCAUAAGUCGCCAGAAACAAAUGGGGCAGGAAAUUGGGAAUGAGCUGGACGAACAAAACGAGAUAAUUGAUGACCUUGCCAACCUGGUGGAGAAUACCGAUGAGAAACUUCGCACUGAAACCAGGCGUGUGAAUCUGGUGGACAGAAAGUCCACAUCUUGUGGGCUGAUAAUGGUGAUCUUCCUGCUGCUCGUGGCUAUCGUGGUCGUCGCAGUCUGGCCUACCAACUAGUGGCAGUCAGGGGGCCACCUGCUGUGACCCCUGCCAGGGAGGGGGACACGCUCAGCAUUCUCCUGGUUCGCGAAAGCUGCCCUCAAUAAACACCCCCAAAGCUCUGAA
Molecule: messenger RNA, 940 nt
Organism: Camelus dromedarius (Arabian camel)
Lineage: Eukaryota; Metazoa; Chordata; Mammalia; Artiodactyla; Camelidae
Gene: STX8
Product: syntaxin 8
Exons: 8
Coding region: 122-832 (236 amino acids)
Biological process (GO): intracellular protein transport; vesicle fusion
Cellular component (GO): membrane; SNARE complex; endomembrane system
Molecular function (GO): SNAP receptor activity; SNARE binding
Source: RefSeq, a predicted model, not a curated record